Messenger RNA from Macroventuria anomochaeta, 1167 nucleotides. RefSeq lists its product as uncharacterized. The annotation marks the transcript as partial. The record is from RefSeq and is a predicted model, not a curated record. The transcript is spliced from 4 exons. NCBI's taxonomy places the organism in Eukaryota, Fungi, Ascomycota, Dothideomycetes, Pleosporales, Didymellaceae.
CGCAAACGCGGCAUCCCCGUGUUGGCCUACCCUACGUGCGAUACUGCAUCGCCGGUAUCAUUGUCCCUAUUCUUCAAGUGCAACGAGUCCCGUGCGCAGGCCACCCUUUGCUUGCAGUCUUCACUCUUCAUUCACGGCUUCGACGACGCGCAGACCUUCAUUCUGCAGUAUGACGCCAAUAACCUCAUUCCCGGUGUCAUCUCCCUUGGGCCAGCAAAUAUUUCCCUCCCCCAGGCGCGAUUAGACGAGAUUGCACGCCAUGGCAGCCCGCAGAUACGUACGCUGUCUUUGGCGCUGAGGGAGGUGUGUCCCGUCUGGUGCUCACCUUCAUCUGGACCCUUGACGCCCCGGCCUGGCCACGAGACUGCCUUGUACCAACUCGCAAAGCUCGCCCAAGCCGCAGAGCUUCACAUCUUGUUCGACUACAGCUGGCUGCGGCGCGAAACCCACGCCAUCUUCCAGCGGCUCAUUGAUCAUCCGGAGCAGCUCUCUAGCUUCCCGGUCAGGUACCACACAGGACAAUACAGGCGCGCGGAUUGGACGGUGUUCCGGCCUCUCUCAGACGUAGACCCGCCGCCUGCAUAUGCCGAGAGCAGCAAACGUCCCAGACAGGUCUCGACUCCAACGUCCUCCUCCUAUCCGCAGAAACGCAUCCUCCUCUCACCGUACAUACCCACAAGUCCAACUGAGAAGGACAGCAUAGCAACACCGAACGCAAAGCUUGGAAACACCCACGACAAAGAUGGCUCCCAAGACUACCUCCCCGCUGCGUCUGCGGCAGACCUCCAGUACAUUGUCGAGAAAACAGUCGAGAGUAUACUACCAAGCAUGCUCGAUUCGCUCCUUCCCACUCUCCUUCCACGUAUCACGCUCAGCCAAGACGUAGCGCGCAGAAUUGAGGGCGAGCUGGGCAGUAUAUAUGCGCAUACGCUGAGUCAUGCGAACUACCUUCGGAACACAGCGGAUGCGGAGCUCUUCGAUGCCGUUACGGAAUUGGAACGUGCCGCCGACUCGAAGCUCGAAGAGUUUAGGGAGGAGUGUGAUGGCGUAGUUGAGGAUGUGCGGGAACGCGUGGCGCAGAAGGGGUAUGAGGUGUGUGAUGAUGUGAGGGAGUCUUUAGACAUCUUCAAAUGCGAGGAGAAGGUAAGCUUGGAGCGGGAAAGGGAG